GAGUGUAGGGGGCAAAGACUGUAGACUACUUUGACCUGCUACCGUGCUCUAUGCUUGGGGCGGAAGUGCGGAAUUCUGGAUGGUUCUUUACGCAAUCCCUCUUUUCUGAGCACAGCCACACCACAGGAUGGCAGUGAGGCCGCCUUUCGAGGGAGGGGAAUGCUUGGGGUGCCUAACCAUUAACUAUCAAUGACCUGGUUAGGACUAUUGGAUUCUUGUGCUGAAUGUCAACUGUUUAUCUCACAAGUUAGGCAGAGAUGAGUUUCUUAGAAGAGGUGGAUAACAGCCUCAGCCUGGAGACAUGUCUGGAGUCUGGUGAUGACACGCAGUUGAGUGCUUGCUGUAUGCAGGCCUCGGGAGGAACCUUCCAGGGUUUCUCUCUUUCAAAGGGCCUGACCACCUUUGAAGGUAGAUGCUGUUACCUCCAAAUCACAGGCAGGAUACUGCUUCUUAGCCACCCAUGCUGGCCCGCGGAACCUGGGCUUGAUUCUGGCUAACUCCUUAUUCUUUCCCUUGUCCCUUCCCAGAGUCUGUUACCUGUGGGAAACUUUUGAUCGCCUAAGGGAUGGUUUUGUGGACACAUUCCAGUUUUUUCUUUUUAGCAGUAAACAUGAACGGUGCUUCCUGGAGCGUGAGGAACACGGUGCGCAGUGGUGCUCCGUUCAGCCAGACCCGUGGAAACCAUGAGUCAGUUUCAGAGAAGGCUUUCCAGGGUGCAUGGGCCCCUUCAGGAUCAUUCUUUCUCCCCUAAUAUAUGCCCACGCUGGGCUGAAGUUCUGCUCCCUGGCUGGUGUGACCCAGCUGCAGGGUCAGCCUCAAGAGGAGGCAGCAGGAGGUGCCUCACCUUGAAGCAGGGGUGAUGAAGCCCUCGCCAUCCACGGCGGGACGGUAGUAGUAGGAGGAGCCUAGACAGCUGAAAUGUGAGUUCGAGCAGAAAGCCUCAAGUCCUAACGAGAGCUGGCACAUGUGAGCUUCAGAUGGCAGAAAUAUCACUAGAAAUCCCUCCUGCAGAGGAAGCAUGGGGUUUCAUCACCUUAAAUGGUUUUGAACCAAUGAAGCUGUAUUCCCUUAAAAAGACGGACAGCCCAUCGUGUGAACUAUAGAGUUUGUGGACAGACUUAUAUUGGGUUCAUAGUGGCGUCAUGCACGCAGACUCCUGCGAGUUCCCCUAAGUUCUUAGAGGACUGCUUUGCCUUUGAUCUGAGAGUUGCAAAGUUCCAUAAAGAAUGGCCCUUGUGGAUAAGCACAAAGUCAAGAGACAGCGAUUGGACAGAAUUUGUGAAGGUAUCCGCCCCCAGAUCAUGAACGGCCCCCUGCAUCCCCGCCCCCUGGUGGCGCUGCUGGACGGCCGUGACUGCACUGUGGAGAUGCCCAUCCUGAAGGACCUGGCCACUGUGGCCUUCUGUGACGCACAGUCGACGCAGGAAAUCCACGAGAAGGUUCUAAACGAAGCCGUGGGUGCCAUGAUGUACCACACCAUCACCCUCACCAGGGAGGACCUGGAAAAGUUCAAGGCCCUGAGAGUGAUCGUGCGGAUAGGCAGUGGCUACGACAACGUGGACAUCAAGGCUGCCGGCGAGCUCGGAAUUGCUGUGUGCAACAUCCCGUCCGCAGCCGUGGAGGAGACAGCGGACUCCACCGUCUGCCACAUCCUCAAUCUGUACCGGAGGAACACGUGGCUGUACCAGGCACUGCGGGAAGGCACACGGGUUCAGAGCGUGGAGCAGAUCCGCGAGGUGGCCUCGGGAGCGGCCCGCAUCCGUGGGGAGACGCUGGGCCUCAUCGGCUUUGGUCGCACGGGGCAGGCGGUUGCAGUUCGAGCCAAGGCCUUUGGAUUCAGCGUCAUAUUUUAUGACCCCUACUUGCAGGAUGGGAUCGAGCGGUCCCUGGGCGUGCAGAGGGUCUACACCCUGCAGGAUUUGCUGUAUCAGAGCGACUGCGUCUCCUUGCACUGCAAUCUCAACGAACAUAACCACCACCUCAUCAAUGACUUUACCAUAAAGCAGAUGAGGCAGGGAGCAUUCCUUGUGAACGCAGCUCGUGGUGGCCUGGUGGACGAGAAAGCCUUAGCACAAGCCCUCAAGGAGGGCAGGAUACGAGGGGCAGCCCUCGACGUGCAUGAGUCGGAACCCUUCAGCUUUGCUCAGGGUCCGUUGAAAGAUGCCCCAAAUCUCAUCUGCACUCCUCACACUGCCUGGUACAGUGAGCAGGCGUCACUGGAGAUGAGGGAGGCAGCUGCCACCGAGAUCCGCCGAGCCAUCACAGGUCGCAUCCCAGAAAGCUUAAGAAAUUGUGUGAACAAGGAAUUCUUUGUCACAUCAGCGCCUUGGUCAGUAAUAGACCAACAAGCAAUUCAUCCUGAGCUCAAUGGUGCCACAUACAGAUAUCCGCCAGGCAUCGUGGGUGUGGCUCCAGGAGGACUUCCUGCAGCCAUGGAAGGGAUCAUCCCUGGAGGCAUCCCAGUGACUCACAACCUCCCGACAGUGGCACAUCCUUCCCAAGCACCCUCUCCCAACCAGCCCACAAAACACGGGGACAAUCGAGAGCACCCCAACGAGCAAUAGCAGAGAAUGCCGGAAGGUAAUCACUCAGAUACACUUGGGACCAAGAGACAGUGAAAAAUAGAUGAACUAAGAGAAAAAGAAUCGGAUGGUCUUUGUAACUGAUUCUGGACAUAUGCAUCAUUGAUGUUGCAGUGUUAAAACUACAAGAGCUAGAAAACUGAAGAUGUCGUCUGCUUACGGAAGCGCUGAAAGACUAGGAUGUGAUUUAUUAACGACCAACUUCUGUUAUUGUGUGUUAAGUUUUUCAUCUGUGCAUCAAAUCACAAAAAGAAUAAAUAGAGCUUUUUCCUUUAUCAGUCCCUUGGGCACAGCAGGUCCUGAACACCCUGCUCUACAAUGUUGCAUCAAGAGUUCAAACAACAAAAUAAAAAAUAUUAAGAGGAAAUCCCCAUCCUGUGACUUGAGUCCCUUAAGUCUACAGGGGCUGGUGACCUCUUUUUUGCUAAUAGGAAAAUCACAUUACUACAAAAUGGGGAGAAAACUGUUUGCCUGUGGUAGACACCUGCACGCAUAGGAUUGAAGACAGUACAGGCUCCUGUACAGAGAAGCGUCUGUCACAUCUGAACUGCAUACUGAGCGGGCAAGUUGGUUGUAAGUUCAGUAAAACCCUCUGAUGAUGCAAAAAAAAAAAAAAAAAAAAAAAAAAAGUAUUAAGUUUCACAAGCUGUUUGUACUCAAAUAUAUUUUCUCAGUUUCAGAUCCUCUGCUAUUUUAUUGAGUGGAAAGUCUUGAGCUAAAAGGGUUCAAGAAGAAUAAUGUUGCAUUUCCUUAUGUCUCAGGAAACACUUUUUAUGGUAACUUGUCAGAUUGUCUAUGAACAAACCCACUUUUUUAGACAUUGAUAAAGUCUUCUUUUCUUCACGUGAUAUUUUAUACAAGAACACUUCAGAUGUAUUAGAUGUGACUGAUUUUAACAAAUCCUAUUAGAUUUGUAUCAACUAGUUACAUGUUCUAUUCAUAGUCUUUUGUGAAUCAUUGCCUUUUUGUUUAAAAAGAUGGCCUAUUUUGAGCCUUUGUAUAGGUACAUUCCUGUUUUUGUGACAAAAGAAAAACUUUAAAAUUGUCCCAAACAGAAAAAUAAUGGCUAUCAGAAGUAUGUUUUGUUUUAGUGUGAGUUACCGUUACUGUAUUUGUUUAUUGUAAAGGUGGACAUUUAGCGUUCAGUGCAGUUUUCAAUAAAAAGUAAUUAAAAUUUGUUAAGUUCUGAAAUUCAAGUACAUCUCACUAAUGUAAAAGUUCUCUACUUGAGAUGUUUAAGGCAACUGCAUUGUCAAUUAGCCAAUUUCCAACUCUUGUUACUACAGGGUUCUAUCUAUCUAUCUGCCUAUUCCAUAACCAGACUCAAGACCGCUGACAGUUACCUCAUGUGAUAACAAAGUUUAAUUGAAAAAUUAAAACCUCACACAAGUCCAUCAUUAUCAAGUCAUGCCAUCCUUAAGAUGUAAUGGUGGGUUAGUGCUAAGUCAAUUCAAGAAAAAACAAAGUUGCUCAACUUUUAGAGUUCUGAUUUUAAUUUACCCCAAAGCAAAAUGACCUGGACCUGGUUCAAGGGAGGGAAGUGAACCUUGAAACUGUUUUGCCAGUAACCUCACAAACAAAAUGAUAUUUACAAAGAAGUGUUGCAAAAUAUGACUGAGUGAAGAACUUGAUUUAAUGGAUCUUCUUUUUAAACAGAAUUAAACCUUUAUACUAA
This is a messenger RNA of Nomascus leucogenys (northern white-cheeked gibbon), 4257 nucleotides long. It is a transcript of the gene CTBP2, whose product is annotated as C-terminal binding protein 2. Lineage: Eukaryota; Metazoa; Chordata; Mammalia; Primates; Hylobatidae. The transcript is spliced from 11 exons. Gene Ontology annotation, molecular function: NAD binding; transcription corepressor activity; oxidoreductase activity, acting on the CH-OH group of donors, NAD or NADP as acceptor. The coding region runs from base 1227 to 2564 and encodes 445 amino acids. The record is from RefSeq and is a predicted model, not a curated record.